Messenger RNA from Armigeres subalbatus, 10254 nucleotides. RefSeq names its product signal-induced proliferation-associated 1-like protein 1. Gene Ontology annotation, cellular component: cytoplasm. NCBI's taxonomy places the organism in Eukaryota, Metazoa, Arthropoda, Insecta, Diptera, Culicidae. The coding region runs from base 1007 to 6175 and encodes 1722 amino acids. The transcript has 6 exons. Gene Ontology annotation, biological process: regulation of small GTPase mediated signal transduction; activation of GTPase activity. Gene Ontology annotation, molecular function: GTPase activator activity; protein binding. The record is from RefSeq and is a predicted model, not a curated record.
UCAUGCGACGAUGAUUUUAGAAAAUCGUAGCCUAUUGUGCAUUUCAUGAAUAUUGAUUAUCCUGUGCCGUGCAUAGCUAUUUUGCAGUUUUCACUUUGAGUGUUUCACAUGAGUGCUGCUGGUACGGAAGAGAGUGGAGUUUUUGGUACCGCUUUAACGUUAUUCGCGACUGUUGGAAUUGAAUGUGUCCACAAGAAUCCACAAACAAGAAACAGCGAAGCGUGACACCCAUACCAGCGUAACUGGCAACAGUCAAUGGAUAACAUCGCAAUACAAGCGCGAAAACCAGUGAUGGAUCGACUGUGGUGAAUUCUUGGAUUGCAGCAGUGGACUCCACUAGCGCAGUGGCAAUGUGUUGACGACGAAGUAGGGAUGUAGUCAGAAUAACAAUAAUAACAGAAAACUUGUUGCGUCCGUUCGGUAAACGGCAUAUGGUUGGUGCGUGUAAACUAAUGCGACCAGAACGUGCGCUAAUAUACAACUGCAAAUACCAAUACUGGCUUAAACGAUUUGUAUUUUGAUUUUUUGUUGUUCCAAUGCCUAAAUAUACAGAAUAUCAAACAGUGAAUAAAACCGAAGAAAUUUAGGAAGAAAAUAAGUGAUAUCCGAAUGGGUAAUAAGCAGAGUGAAGAAGGGAAAACAGCACGUUGGUUAAAUUCGAAUGUGACAUCGGGCCCGCUAAACCAUUUAAGGUGUGCAAAGUUCCGUGAAAUUGUGUAUGCUGGUGCAUGGGAACUCGGUGAAAAACAAGAAGAAAUAAUUACCAGCGAAAAAAAAACGACACCGGAUAUUGGAACGUGAGUUAAGUGACGACGGACGACGGUGAAGAAGCAGAGCAUAAGUGACCGCCCCAGGACAAAAUUAUACUACGGUGUGGGAACAGCAUAAACGUACAGGAAACCGACUUUUGAAUCGUCACACAACAGGACACUAGGAGCUACAACCUGGCUCUUUUUUGCGUGCCGGUGAAGCAACGCUUGCCCUCUGAUUCAUCUGAUGUGAAUGUAUGUCCAAGAAAUUUAUGCCUAUUUUAGCGUUAAGCUGUUGUACGUAUUUCGGAUCGCCUUAUCAACAUUUAUCAACAUUAUCCGACUCCAGCAAUGGGAUGAUCGGACUGCAAGCUGAACUCGGGGGUCCACCGCCGGGGCAACUGAUGAAUACACCGGCUGCAAUGAUGGCGAACGGCCCCCCAAACGGACCCGGCAGUCUGCUUCCGCCGGGCCACCAUCAUCCUACCGUCGGGGGUUCGAUCGGUGCCCAUCCGACGCAUCUUCAUCCUCCACCGCCACCCCAGCAGAUGGGUGGACGAUCCGGUGGGACGGCACGAGAGCGCGCCCAACAUGCGGUCGAGUACUACAAUAGCAACGUCCUGCGGGCUCGCGUCGGAGCGGGUCUAGCAGGGCCGAGGAACUCCGUUCACGAACGUUACCCCUACAUCCAGCGUCAUCUCGGGAUGACAUCCGGCGGAAAGCUGGCGCCGCCGAAUUCGGAAAACCUGUACCGAAGCAACUCCAGCUUGGAGUUGAUACAUGACCACAGCAGCCACCACGACGGACUUCAUCCCGGUGGAUCGAACCUUCGACGAGAGUACGGAAGUCACGGAUCAAUCGACGUGAUAUCUUCCGAUCGACAUCACAGUCAAACCACAGGCGAAAGUUUCCUGGCAAUGCUACAGGAAUAUCGCCCAGCGGUAUUUGGCAUGGAACACACGCAUCAUCACACAGUAAACCACGGCCAUCAUGACACUCGAAACGGUGGAAUGAUAUCUUCCGGAGAAGAUAGCCUUGACCGUGGUAACUCCAGCCCAAAGCUACGCAUGAAGUUCAACCGGUUGUGGUCUUCAUCAGGCGGACAUGGAGCAAAACCAAAUCGUGGACAAACGCAAAGCGCUUCCCUUGAUGACGCUUCACUGAAUGCUAACGUUUCGGUGCUGUCCAACGUCAGUACAACUUCGACUACUACCGUCUCGUCGGCUGACAUUGAAGAACGACAACGAAGAAGAGCCUUUGCUCACUUCGACUGCCAAUCGCUCACCGCUAAUUUGGGCUACGCCGCAAAGCUGCGAGGGCUUUUGCUUGCUAGAAGACGCAAUACUACAACAGGGGCAUCCGCAGCAGCAACGUACGGAACGCGAUCGUCCACACCGGAUGGCGACAGCAUAGACGAAGAUUACGGCGAUGGUCAAGGCAACGAACUUCUUGAAAGCUGUCCAUUUUUCCGAAAUGAAAUCGGAGGAGAAGAAGAACGAGAAGUAAGUCUAACCAGGAUGCAGAACCCCCUCCCCGCAGGUCAGCAAAGACGAGCUAUCCAUCGACCGGCACUGGCCUAUGGAGUUUCCGUACUUGAAUGUGCUACGAACGAGACCCUCUGGAAAGCUAACAGCUGCCCUUAUCAGAAGGGCCCUCGACCGAUCGAACAAAUCGACAACGGUGCUCUCUACUAUCGACAGCAUUUCUUCACCCAGGAACACCAAAACUGGUUCGGAAUGGAUGAACAGCUAGGACCGGUGGCAAUAUCCAUCAAGAAAGAUAAACUUCCUCCAAGUGCGACGCCUACGCUUGCAAUCCAUGGAGCAGACGUCGCCGCCACUUCCAACCAAACUCCUCAACAUCUGUAUCGGUUAAUAGUUCGCACUGCCGAACUGCUAACCCUGCGUGGAUCUGUUAUCGAGGACUCCAUCCCGAACCCCCGCGGAACGGGAAAACACAUCAGUACCAAAGAAAUUCUGGAAUACGUUGCGCCAGAAGUACAAAUCAGUUGUCUAAGGUUAGGUGUUAAUACGCCGCAGUGCGAGCAACAGUUGCUCAAACUUGAUGAACAAGGCCUGACCUUCAAGUACAAGGUCGGUAUCCUGUACUGCCGCGCGGGACAGUCUUCGGAGGAGGACAUGUACAACAAUGAAGAAGCCGGUCCAGCGUUCAACGAGUUUUUGGACACGAUCGGUAAACGAGUUCGCCUCAAGGGUUUCGAACACUACAAAGCCGGGUUGGACAACAAAACCGACUCCACGGGAACACACUCCUUGUAUGCCAGCUAUCAGGACUGUGAAAUCAUGUUCCACGUGUCAACGAUGCUUCCCUUCACACCGAACAACCGGCAGCAGCUGCUACGUAAGCGGCAUAUUGGGAACGAUAUUGUUACUGUCGUUUUCCAAGAACCCGGAGCCCUUCCGUUUACUCCAAAGAACAUCCGUAGCCAGUUUCAGCAUGUAUUCAUCAUCGUGAGGGCAGUGAACCCCUGUACGGACCACACUCAGUACCGGGUAGCUGUGUCACGUUCGAAGGAAGUGCCAGUGUUCGGUCCUCCGGUAAGACCGGGUGCUCUCUACGCCAAAGGAAAGAACUUUGCCGAUUUUCUUCUAUCGAAGGUGAUUAAUGCGGAAAACGCUGCGCAUCGUUCGGAAAAGUUUGCUACGAUGGCGACCAGAACCCGACAGGAGUACUUAAAGGAUCUGACCAGCAACUACUGCAGUGCUACGUUGGUCGACACCGGUCAGAAGUUCUCAAUCUUCCCCAGUAAGAAGCGGGAAAGGAGCAAACCGAGGUUUUCUGGGGACUUGACUCAACGAGGAGCUUUUUGCUGGCAGGUCGUGUUGCACGACAGCGGAAUGUCCACACAGGUGGACUGUUUCCUGGGGAUCUCGGCGGAGACGUUUGUGUUAAUUGAGGAGUGCUCGAGGCAGAUUAUUUUCGUGACGCCAUGCAAAGCAAUUUUAGGAUGGUCAACGAGUCAGAACUCUCUUAGAGUAUAUUACCAUCAAGGGGAAUGUGUAACACUGAAUAUGCGGGAUUCCGGCGAUCGCGAUGAGCAGCUUGAAGUAAUUGAGCGGUUACGGGCCGUUACUAAUGGAUGCGGGGCUCUGGAACUGAGCUUGAGGCGAAAUCCAAUGGGACAAUUGGGAUUCCAUGUUCAACCAGACGGCGUUGUAACGCAAGUGGAGAUAUCUGGACAAGCUUGGACAGCUGGGUUAAGGCAAGGAUACCGAUUGGUGGAGAUUUGCAAGGUGGCCGUGUCUACGUUAUCGCAUGAUCAGAUGGUCGAUUUAUUGAAAACUUCAGCGCAGGUGACAGUAACUGUGAUAGAAUCGUUCGCAGACUUCAGUCCUCGUCGUGGCUGUUUUUUACAAAAUUGCCGAUUUAAUGCAAUCAACUAUGAGAAUGACUACGAGACCGUGCCAGAACGGGCGGAUAAGAAUGGCAAAAAGCAUCUUCCCAGUGCCCAACUGCAGUCCGCCAGCCAUCGUCGACGAUAUGAACGAAAUUUUUCUCCUCCGCGAUCGAGCAAUAGCUCUGGCUACGGAACUGGAAGCAGUAGUCGAUCAUUUACUGCACUACACCCAAACGGCGUACCGCCGAGUGAUCAUCGCGAGCGUUAUGGCCCAACGGAUAUGGGCACUUUGACGAGCUCAUCCAGUGGGCACUCAUCAAAUGACGAACGAUGGUACGACGUGUUGGAACCUCAACAUGAAGCUCCUCCCGCGGUAAUGCCUCCCCCUCCUGAACCAAAUUACCAUCAUCCAAAGCUCACCGCUUCCAGCAAUUCACUUCCUCUUGCUGGAGCCACUCCUCGUCCUCUUUCUCUACAUAACGACUCUCGCCAGCUGAACAGCAAUCCAAACAACAACGCCAACAUUGCCCUUCUCAAGCGUCUAAUCAUCAGCGAGAACAUAGGCGCAGCUCAUGAAAACGGAUCUUCCGAACCCCUGUACAGCAGUUCCAUGAAAAACCUUGCCAAUCAUCAUCAUCUAAGUGCUGCCGAAGAAGAAGAUCUAUCAAGACACAAUUCUCCGCAGCUGAAACGGUCCGCGACUACGACCAACAUAUAUGGCAUUAAUGGCGCCAACAAGAAAACCUUGUCCAACGGUCCUCUGAGUUCCAGCAGCACAUCCAGCUCCCGCAACAACAGUCCUCGACCGAACAACAGCAACGGCAUAGGGGACGCCAAGCCGAGAACCAAAAGUUCCGCCCCUCAACGGAACAGCGUUAACUAUACGGGCAGCUCUCUCCAAGAGGAUCUCAUGAAGCUCAUAAAUCCGGACUACAUUGCCGCGGCAUCCAGUGAUGACAACUUCAACCCCGGUGGAAUGGAAAAAAUACACAAAGGCAAUACGACCAGCCACAGUUUGGGCAACAUUGCCGCUCUUACGGCAUCUGCUGGGCUGAAACCCAUCCAACAGCAGAAAUCCCGCUCUAGGGAAGGCAUCAACCUCGGUUCUUCGAACAAUUUAAAGGUAGCCAAGAGCAAUGGCAAUGUGACUAGUAAUGGCAACAGUUCCAGCAACGGAGCAGCCUCCGAGCAAGAAUCGGAUGUGAUAUUCACCACGGCUCGACCUGCAACGGUGAUUUCGUCCACGACCAGCAACUGCUCCAGCCCGGCCAGCGAGUUGAACAACAACAACAAGCUACACAUCAACGAGGACCACCUGAAGAUGUCACCGGGAAAGAAGCAGCAAUUGAUGGCACUGGCGGCGGCUGCCGCUGCUGGUGGAAUUUUGAAGAACGGAGGUGGCCUGAUGGCAAACGGUGGAUCCGGGGCUACCGGUGGUGGAACUGCAGGAAAUAGCGCGAAUAGUAGUGGAGCGAAGAUUCCGCUGCCUGACAUGAAGGAGAUGGACUGGAGCAGUCUGGUGGAUACGGCGACUAAGGCGAUGACCCAGCUCAGCGAAUCGGGUGCCAAGCAUCCACAAGGGAACGUAUACUACGAUGACAUCAGUCAAGUUCUGAAUGGCGUAGUCCAGCAGCAACAACAAUUGCAACAACAGCAACAGCAACUGCAACAACUCCAGCAACAGCAGCUUCAACAGCAACUGCAACAACAGCAAAAUGCCCAACUGGCGCCACCGUCUCUCCAAAACGGAACUGGGACACCGGCCCUCUCGGAUCUUUCAACUACGCCAAGUUCUGCCUCACCGGUUUCUACCGGCAGUGGCAGUACCGCCAACAGUGGCCAAAUGCUGUCUAUGCCGAACAGCUCCAGCCUUCCGGAGCUGCAGAGUCAGGUGACCCAACUUUCGGACCGGGUGCUACGGGAACAACGUCGGCGACGCUCCCUGGAGCACGCCGUUCGUCGCCUAACCGAGGAAAAUCGUCGACUACAGGACGAGAGUCAGGCCGCCGUUCAGCAGUUGCGACGCUUCACCGAAUGGUUCUUCCAAACCAUCGAUCGCCAGUCGUAAACCUGUGCAAAACUUAGCUGCGUAAUUGUAAACAGCAAACGACCUUAAAACCACGUGCUUAGCCAAUGGCGUCUUCCAAAGUUUAUCGCAACGUUCAAAUACCUUUUAUAGACUGCACCCCGAUAGUAAUUCGCACUCUGUCCAUAGUAGAGCUCUAGAAAUCGUUAGCGAGUCCUUCGUUACUAGUUUUACUGCGUACGACUUUUUGAACCUUAUCAAUAUACAAUCCGUAGAAACUCUUGAAUCGCGUUUAAGUCUACAGUAUCUCUUAAGUGACCAAAAAUUUAGUAUUAGAACAAAGGUUACAAUAUUAAGCAACAGCUGCAGCAUAUAACACCAAUUUGCCCAUGUUAUAAUAUUUAAACAAUAUAUUAUUGAACUUGAAGCGAAAGCGAUCCCACGUCGGAUACGAAUCUAUUUAUAUAUACAAACAAACAAGCGUUGUAAGAAACACCAAUUUUUGUCAUGAUGCAAUACAUUCAUACAUUGAUUAGUUGGUAAACCUCUGGGAAGCACAUUGGAUUAUUGGAAUUCAUUGCUAUUUUGGUAUUUUUAUUAGGCUGUAUCAUGGUAUGUCCAUGAAAUAGUUUGAAGAUUUCCUCUACGUUGUGGUUUUAUGUUUUUCAAACUGACGACAGCUUCAGAGUCGUUUACCACGUAGUGCUUGGCGAAAAUUGUUUUAUUUAUUUUUUUAAACAUGUUUUGGGCUAUAAAAAAAUAAUCACCUGUCUUAAGACGAGUAUUAAGGCUCAAGAAACAAUUGGACAAUGGAAAGAGGUUUCCAUUCAAACCACCAUCGGUAGUGUAUCGUUUAUCUCUUUUCGUCUGCCGCAAAAUUAUAACUGCGGUAGUGCAACACCGAGCGGCAGCACAAACACUCACUUGAAACACGUGGUUGUCGAUUGCCAAUUUUACUUCCUCCUUAAUUCCGCCACUUUGUAAUCCUCACAGAUACGAGAUUCCAACUCGAGCCGCAUUUACGUUUCGUACUCUUGUGCCUGACUCGGCUUAUUUUUUUAAAUUCAUGCCAGUUGCAUGCAUUUUGUCUUUCUCGUUGCAAUAUCGUUUUUGGUUAUAAAUUUGGAGUUGGCUCCGAAAAUUUUAUUUUCGAAUAAAAUUGACACAUUGUUUUUCUUUCGUGAGUGUUGUACAUGCAUGGAUCCACCUCUGCAUGUUUCAAGCCAGAACUCGCAAACCGCAUUAUCCAAUGGUUGGUUCCAUAUGCGACCAGAUUGCUUCAGAGCACUUUUAAAAGUCGACAUACUUUUGUCCUGUCCGUCACAAACCAUUCUGUUUGCUGCAUGUAGCCUGCUUCAUCUACUUAGUACUUAGAAGACAAUCGGUUCUAUUUUUUUUUUUAAAUCUUUAUUAACGUGAUUUUUUUAAAUUAUAAAGUUCAUCACGAACAAUCGGUUCUACGCAUUGUAGAGUUUGUAGUAACAUUGGAAAUGCUUUUCUCCAUUUACGGGUUGUGCAAUGUAGGAACAUUUGUGACGUUUGUUAUCAUGUUUUUCAUUAACAUGUGAUAUGGAUCUUAGUCUGAAUAGUCUAUUAAGCUAUUGUUCUGCAAAAAUCAAAGUGGGUUAACAGAAAACUAAUAUUUUUCGGCGUCUUUUGACAAUAGAGGUAAUAGAAUUUAUUUCUUCUAUUCUUUUGACCUAUUUUUCGGAUUGAAAUAAUGUGUCGUUGGUGAUUCCUCACCAUUGGAAUCACAAAUGCAGAGGCGACAUCUCUUAGUCCGCAUAAAAGGAUAUUUUAUGCGUUCGAUCAUCUUUCAUUAUCACUCUGGAACAUAUUUCACUACAUAUUCCCCUUUUCAAAAGGUUUAAAAUCCUGUUUCAAAACUUUUGAUUAGCAUUAAGUGGUGUAAUCAAGGAUGUUUUUGAUUAUUUAAUAAUCCGGUUUCAAUCAUUUAGUAGUUUGUCAAUAACUCAUUCCAGACGCUGGAUUUCAAAACAUGUUGUAUGGCAAACUUCUAGUACGAAGGUUUUCUUACAACUCUGUCUAACGAUUCGUUGUUUGAAUUCCACUAUUAACAGAGUUAUAGCUAAAUUAAUGAUUUUGUGUGUUUUACUUCUACGUGAAGUUAAACGAUUUACAAUGAUAUUAGAGUUAUAGCGCUAGUUGCAGUAACUUAUAAUAAAUGAUUGAAAUUUUGUUAUCAUUUGGUAUAAGCUACUUCAAGUUAAAGUGGACUUAUACAAAAAACGAUCUUUUACUCCAAGUUGUUUAGGAAAAUAGCCUCUGGAAUGAGUGAAUAAUAAUAAUAAUAGUUAAGGUGAUUAUACAAUCAAGCCAAGUGGUGAAUUUUAAAUUCACCACGCGGUUUUCUACUCCUAUUAUCAAAAGUUCAAAUCUAGCGUAAUAAUUUUCGUACAAUGCUGAAAUUGAAGUCGAUUGUUUAGCAUAAGUAAGCAAACGAUCUACGAAUGUUUCAUCCCCAUGGGCGUUGUGGUUCUCUCAAUUCGUGCUCUUGAAAAAUCAUUAGAAAAAGCACGUGGUCUCCUAGAUGGCCGAUUUGUGGCUUUGUUGUAAAACCACCUUAAUAAUCGAACACAGAUUAGUAAAUGAUCGAAAACAUCCUUGGGCGUAAUUGGAGUAGACACAUCAUUAGUGCCUAUGCUUUUCUUCUGAAAUAAUUAUUCAGAAUGCUAUCAGAAAAUAAGAAGUGGAACGGAGGGAGGGGAAUCCCUCUUAUAUACUAUUUUCGCACUAUGUCGUGAAUAACAUGUUAUUCAAAUUAUCGACAAAAGAAAGCUCAUCAAGAUAGCCGAAUAACAUGUUACCAGGCACUAGGGCGAACAUAGUAUUAGAAGAAAACAAAAGCAUAAGGAUUACUACCUCCGGGCGCGCCCAUGUCUACCGUAACAAUGGAGGAGCGAGAAAGAAACUGUAGAUGUGGUACAUACUUAUCGAGAGGCCAUCUUCUUAGCGACACCCUCAUAAAUACCUCGGAUUCGGAUAAUAGGGAAAGUAUGGAUCAUGAUUUGCCUUUAGCUAUCAAUAUGAUCAUGGUAGAUGUGUGGUCAUAGAAUCCUGCUCCAUAAAAUCUCAUAAGCGCUUAGGGAAGACCCAUAAAGUACGUCACGCAAAAAUUGGCGAUUUUCAACUCUCCCUCCCCCUUCGUAUUGUAUUUAACCACUAAAAUUUUUGUUUGACUCGUCACGCUGCUCGGAAUCCCCCUCCCCCUAGAAGCAUGACGUACUUUGUGGAUGGCCCCUUACAGUAAAAUUAUUGUUUGAAAAAUCUAAGUGCUUUCCGGAUGUUUACAACUUAAUCGGAUUAACUUUUGCGAUAUAUCAAAACUACAUUUAGACAAAUUUUGCCUAUUUAUCAAACGAAUCAAAAUGUUAUUUAAUAAUAUUCAUUAAAAAUUAAAAUAAAACCAAUAAAAAAACUCGAGUGGAAUUAAACUUACAGACGAAAACAUACCAAAUAAAACAAACUAUGUAAUAACGGUCGUGAACAAUGUUCGUGUAAAGUUUGUUAAUUUAAAUUGUACUUGUGUUAUAUGUGUAUUAUUUUUGUGUAUUAUCUAGACUUUAGUUUAUAAGUUCGUUGUUGUAGUUUUUUCCCUUCUUUGUGUAUUUUCCUUCAUGUAUGUUAAGGCUGUAUCAUUUUUCUUGUGCGAAUCUGGAUGUGCUUUGUUGUUAAGUUACUUUAUUUUUGCUUGAAUGCUGUCGAAUGAUAGCAGAUCAAGCGACAUGUACAUUUCUUGCUUGUAAUUUUACAUUUUCAAUUUUCAGAAUUAGAUAUUCUUUCUUUCUAUUUCUUAUCAACCAUUAUGUCUACUUGUUUUGUUAAGAUACACGUUGAGAGAUCCAAAUCGUCGGCAAUCAGAACAAUCAGUAAAAUUAUGUGCUAGAUCAAUCAUCCAGUUGCGUAGGUGCUCGUUUGUGUAGCAUUGCAAACAUUUAUUACUACUUAUAAUACGAAACUUUUUAAGGGAAUGUAGUACACCAAUAAUACAAAUACACACUCUCAUACAUACACUUACUAAAUAAACAUUCAAUCAAUGUUGAGCAAAACGUUCAAAUCACCCAAUCGAAAUAUUGAAAUACACGCAAAAUAUAAUAAAA